AUGAAGCGCUCACGAGAGAUCGAGGAAGAGCUAGAUUCCAAUUCCGAAUGCACACAAGCGGAACCGUCCCUAAGACCAGUAUAUAAGGUUACCCAACUCGACUCCGCCAUCGACGACGACGAAGAGGAUACAGUAGCUAUGAGAUGCAACUUGCCUCCCCACGGGGAGCCUCUAUCCUUCAGAUCAUACGAUGAAUACGAGGUGCACUACAACAAGUCUCAUACUAACCGGUGCCUCGAAUGCCGCAAGAACUUCCCCAGCGAACAUCUCCUCAAUGUUCAUAUCGAGGAAUACCAUGACCCCCUAGUAUCCGUUAAGAGGGAGCAGGGCCAGCAUACUUACUCAUGUUUUGUUGAAGGGUGUGAACGCAAGUGCAUGACACAUCAGAAGCGGCGUAUGCAUCUCAUUGAUAAGCAUAUGUACCCCAAGAAUUUCUUCUUCGCAGUCACCAAAGACGGCAUUGAUGGCAGGCGGUCUCUGUUGAACGACGGCAGCCACCAUCGCCGUCGGUCUUCAACCAACUCCCAAGCUAUCAAGAGCUCUCGACGACGAGCUAGUCUCAAGGAAGGAGAGAGUACCUCUCCCCAGCAGGAACCCAAGUCACCACAACAACAGUCACCGAGAUCGCCCAAAUCACCGACAUUGCAGAAGACGGAAGCAAAGAAGGGCAGCAACAAGCCUACAGACACUGAGAUGGCAGACCUCACAGGUGCGAUGUCAUCGCUUUCCUUUGUCCCACCAAGCGUCCGCUUUGGACGAGGAAGAGCUGGCUUUUCCAAGACAUAG
Molecule: messenger RNA, 786 nt
Organism: Fusarium coffeatum
Lineage: Eukaryota; Fungi; Ascomycota; Sordariomycetes; Hypocreales; Nectriaceae
Exons: 2
Coding region: 1-786 (261 amino acids)
Source: RefSeq, a predicted model, not a curated record